AUGGCGGACAAAAUUGCUAAUGACAGUUCUGCUGGACAGAAUUCUCAACAAAACAACCCUUUAUCGAAAAAAUUGAACAAAAUUUUGGAGUCUAGAUUAGACAAUGAUAAGGAUAUGCUUGAAGCUCUCAAGGCGUUAUCAGCCUUCUUCAAUGAGAACAGUCUGCGUAGUCGGCGGAAUCUCCGGGGGGACAUAGAGAGGAGGAGUCUUAGUAUCAAUGAAGACUUCGUGGAGGCCUUCAAGGAGGUGAAAGUGCAACUAGAUGGCAUCUAUGAGGAUGUGAAUGCGAUGAAUGACUGCUGUCAGGAUAUGACAAACAGACUAAAGGCUGCCAAAGAACAGACACAUGAUCUGAUCAACCAGACAACAAAGCUACAAGCUGAGAGUCAGACCUUACAAAUGAGGGCCCAAGUUGCCGACGCAUUCCUUGAAAAGUUCCAGUUGACACAAGCGGAGAUUAAACUCCUGAGAGGAACUAGAGACGGAACGCUGCAUCAAGAAUUCUUCGCUGCGCUUGCACGUGUCAAGCAGAUUCACAACGAUUGUAAAGUGUUGUUGCGGACUAAUCAGCAAACAGCUGGGUUAGAAAUAAUGGAAUCCAUGGCUUUGCACCAGGAAUCGGCCUAUGAAAGGCUCUACAGAUGGACUCAGAAUGAGUGCCGUACUUUGAGUGGAGAUUCUCCAGAUGUGAACGCAUUACUGUGCCAAGCCAUGGAGGGUCUCCAGGACCGGCCUGUUUUGUUCAGAUAUUCGCUGGAUGAAUUUGGCACCGCUCGCCGCACAGCCAUAGUUCGAGGCUUCAUUGAUGCAUUGACACGCGGGGGACCUGGCGGCACUCCGAGACCUAUCGAACUUCAUUCCCAUGAUCCUCUGCGAUAUAUCGGCGACAUGUUGGCAUGGUUACAUCAAGCUACGGCAUCGGAGAAAGAGCACCUGCAGACGUUGUUGAAGAGUUGCGGUAAUUCUAAUAAACAUGAUGUGCCUGACCUGAUCCACGAUGUUCUCGGCCACAUCACUGAAGGCGUCUGCCGUCCUUUCAAAGUUCGAGUUGAACAAGUCCUCGUCGCUGAAUCUGAUGCUGUUAUUUUGUACAAGUUGACAAAUCUUUUGAAGUUUUAUGACCAGACAAUAGGUCAAAUCCUUUCAAAGGAAGCCUCCCUUAUAGCAACAAUUCAAGAAAUGGAAACGCUCAGCUUAAAAAUGUUCUUCAAUAGCCUAAACUGUCAUGCGAGUAAAAUUGCUGACAAGAUUGAACUGCCACCAGCUGACCUGAGUUCUCCACCGUCGCUCACACAGACGCUACAACUGAUGCAGGAUGUUUUGGCUUCCCAUGAUGCUUCAGUAGUCCCACUGGACGCCAGACGACAGGACUUUCAACAGAUAGUGUCCUGUAUCAUAGACCCCCUACUCCAGAUGUGUUCUGUCUCGGCCAGUAGACUCAAUACCGUUGACAUGGCCACAUAUAUGAUCAACUGCAUAUACCUGAUGCAGACAACAUUAGCAUUGUAUGAAUUUACAGAUCAGAGGCUGGAAAUGCUUCAGGCACAAACUGAUGCACAUAUUGAUACCCUAGUCAGUGAGCAGGCAUCAUUCGUCCUGACCCGAGCAGGACUUGCUCAGAUCUAUUCAGUCGUCCAGCAACAUCAACCAAAACAAGGCCCGCUGUCGUCUAUCCAAGGCAUGGAUGGAAUCACCAUUAAAUCAGCUAUGAACCGGUUCGACAGCUACCUUGGCAGCCCAGAUAGUCUCGUUAUGCCCCAGUGCGGCCUUCUCCUGAGUACAGCCCUCAGGGAAAAUGUCCGCAAGGCGUCAACAGAUCUGCUGGUGUCUGCGUACAAACAGAUGCACGAGGCGGUGACCGGUGCAGUCAACGAUUAUCGGGAUCCAGAGAGUAUUGUGCAAAGGACACCUGAACAAGUGGCAGAACUUUUGGCAUAGGGAUUACUGUAAACUGUGCCACUGUGCUUUGAAAUAGCCUGGUCGUGGCCAAGUGUGCCUCAGUGCAGAACAUUUUCAUUAGAGGUGGGUUAUGGCAUUAAUACCACAAGCACCAGAAACUGAACACCGAGGCCUUUCACUGAGAGAAGUAAUGUCACUGAUAUCGGCAGUAGUCGUGUAAAGAUAAAUGUCUACUCCUUCACAUUGCUUCCACUUGGUGCAGUUUCUACAACAUAUUUUUAUUUAUUCUGUACAUAAUGAUGUAUAAUUAUAUCAAUCAAAGAAGGCUGAAUUAAAGUUCUUAUUUUUUGCCAAUGACAAAGGGUAUACUGUAUGCUUGAGUGUGAGUGAUGCCGUACGGCCAAGCGGAGCCAAACUCUCACUGGACCCUAGGUGACAUGUCGCUUGUCAUGUGUGAAUAAAUGCGAGGAUGGUUCCAGCUACAUGGGGUAGAGGAUGUCACUUUAUGGACAAUGGAUAGGCCAGAAAUCAACUUUGGCAGUAGGAGGAUGGACCACUGCUGUUAAGUGUGUCGGGAUUUAACCAAAGAUGCUUGUCGGCCCCCAGGACAUGGUUUAUUUAGAAUUGGCACUUCGUUACCGCUUUUGCAGUUCAGUGUGUUGGUCCUCGCUGCAGCUGAUGUAGUGCUUUCGAUUAUGAUGUCAUAAGCGGUCAAUCGUAGCCAACUUAAUCGUCGCUAAAAUGAUUGGUGGUGAAACUGAAGUGGCCAGUGAAAGCUGUUAGUAACUCACAAUGGCUAUAUUGGCUCAAUUUGCAAAACCAAAAUAAAAAAGGAAGUCUUAUGA
Messenger RNA from Lineus longissimus, 2744 nucleotides. RefSeq names its product conserved oligomeric Golgi complex subunit 6-like. The transcript is spliced from 12 exons. The record is from RefSeq and is a predicted model, not a curated record. Bases 1 to 1938 code for a protein of 645 amino acids. Gene Ontology annotation, biological process: intra-Golgi vesicle-mediated transport. NCBI's taxonomy places the organism in Eukaryota, Metazoa, Nemertea, Pilidiophora, Heteronemertea, Lineidae. Gene Ontology annotation, cellular component: COG complex.